Anopheles gambiae (African malaria mosquito) is the source of this 2595-nucleotide messenger RNA. RefSeq lists its product as uncharacterized. The coding region runs from base 1600 to 2397 and encodes 265 amino acids. NCBI's taxonomy places the organism in Eukaryota, Metazoa, Arthropoda, Insecta, Diptera, Culicidae. The transcript is spliced from 2 exons. The record is from RefSeq and is a predicted model, not a curated record.
GACCCCUGGUCUAGAUUAUUCUAGCCUCAAAGCUAGAAUUAGAUUCGUGUACCUGCUCGAAAACGCGGUGUUGUUUACAUUUACCCCAAGGUGCAUUAAAGAGAUCACGUGGUGGAAUGUAGAAUCAAAGUGUAUGUAGUCCAGGUGGUCUCAUAGCAUGUUUUUUUUAAACCAAAUUUGAAUAUCCCUUUUUAACAGAAUGGGUGAAAACUUUUGUUCAAACAAGCUUUCUUGAGGCUUGACGAAUACUCAAAACACUCUUAAAAUCUUCAUUCAGAAGCAGAAGCGAUAAAAAUCAGCCUUCUAAAUUUAUACACCUUGGGAUAAGCCCACCUGCUGAAAUUUCAGCUUACGAACUUACAACGGAAAGGGCCCCAGUAUUAGAAAUAUCCAAUGCAGUGGUUUAACCUUUUUCGGACUCUAGUUCCCGUUGAAUGAUUAUGCAAUUCAUCAGAAUUUUCUCUCUCUGCUAAACAAGUAAUAGAAACCAGAAUUCUACGUAACUGGACAGUAUUGUUUCUUCGAAAGUGAUAUCUCAUGUUGUUGGCUCAAAGUCGCUAUGAAAAUAAAGAAAAAAAAAUAAUCUCACGUUGUGAUUUCCGAUUUCCUCUGUUAUUGUUUAAUUUAAUCCCUGUUUCAUUUAUUUAUCCUUUUUCCUUUCUAUCAUAUAACCUAUGAGUGUAAGAUGGCUUUAGGAGCAAGAGCAAGGAUUUUGAUUAAGAUGGACACAUAUUGUAGCAAAGUUUGACUAGUUCUAGUUCAGGUACUAUUUCACUGUUUGGUCGGAUGCAUCGAUCUCCCGGCCAAGCCAACGUAGCCACCUGUUCCUCGGUCUUCAAUUUUAACUUCCUUCGGAACCUCAAGUCACUCAGGGUCGUCGUCCAUUAAGAACUGGGCUUUCUUUCGAUGUUCAGAUUGCUGUCCAAUAGUGCCAAGUUGUUUUAGAUGCCGGAACAAGCUUAUACGACGUCCACAAACCUCCACACGGAGUCCGCUUUAAGCGUAAAAAUGUUCAAUCUUUGUCCUUUUUUAAUGCAAACCUUAUUAUACAAUCCUUCUGAUAUUGAUAGCAACCGAUUGAUUAACACAUCACAUGAUCUUGGAACAACUUCUUCAGUGAUAAAAUUUUUAAAUAAAAAAACUAACUAAAAUAGCUGAUCUAUUCAUUUUAGCUCUAACCUGGGUGCUUUUGUGAUAUUGAAUCUUUUAUAAUAUCAAAUCUCAUAAUCCGGCAAAUCUCAAAGUUUUAGCAUUUUAUACGAAUUUUAUGCUUUCAUUAGACGGCAACAUAAAAUGCCAUCUAUGGGAAUUUUAUUCUUAACAGUUUACAAUAGAAUUACAAAAGCAAAGGUGUUGUUAAAUCCCUUCCCUCUUGGUUGGUUAGUGUUAAGGUGUGUUUUUUCACGGCACACAUUGGUCACCCUGGAAAAAAGUGCACUCCCUAAUGCUAAAGAUCCUCACUAUUAUCAAGCCGGCAAAUAUUGCACACCCUUGCAAAUGAGCUCUAGAAUUCGCAAAGCACAUAGGGCACAAAAUCUGUAACGCACUGCCGAGCCACUCGUUGCAUUUCAGUUCCUGUCGUACGUUCAAACUGUAACAAUGUGCACCUCAUCUGCAGUGUAUCUGGCGCUUCUGGUUGCGCUUACCUUUCUCGCCGCCGUGUCAAUGGUCGAUGGCGAUGCAGCAGCUCAGCCACGCCAAAAACGCUUCCUAAUAUUUCCCCGUGCCAAUCCGCAACGUUUGCAGAUGAUCGGCGGCUUCGGUAUACCGGCCGACAUCCAGCUAGAAUCCGUCACGAUGGGGUACGUGUUUAAGUCGGUCUAUUUAUUGCCCUGGAACUCGUCCCACUGGAUACCGCCGUUUCUCGAUCGGCACGAGCUGGAGACGGAACGGGUACUGCGUCGGCGGGCAGCCGUACCAACGACGAUGCCGCCACUGGUGUUGGCACCCCAGUCGCAUGCCAAGCCGCCCUACGAACGGUACGAUGGGCAGUGGCAGGAGCUGGACACUGAAUCGUUGCCGCCACCACCACCGGAACAACCGGGACGCUCACCUCACCAGCAGCAGCAUCACUCCCGCUGGACGUUCUAUCGUAUGCUGGAGCAAUUGUUUGAGCAAAAAGGUUUCGAUGGUCGGAGCUGUGUGUUGCGUGCCAUUUGUGAAGCAUCGGAAGCACGCUUUACCCACACGAGCGGGCUGAUCGGGGAACUGUUGCACAUUGCCUUUACGCCAUCGGCCACGGAGGAUGCCGUCGCGGAACCGCACCAUUCGCUGUACGGGCAGGCGGAAACGGUUCCGGACAGCAUGAGUGCCAGCAGCGGUCAAUCGGUUUGCGCUGCCAUGUACGCCGAAUGUUCGCUUUCGCUGUUGGGCUCGUUUUCGGACGUUUUUGCGUGACGAAGGGAACUGUUUCUGUUAUUGUGUAUUUUGAAGGAUUUUAACUGAGGAGAAGAAAGGUUAUUUAGGCGUUUAGCUGAUUGUAUUCGUUUUAAGCAUGCAUGCGUCCUGUUACAUUUUUCAAACCAACCAGUUUUAUUGGUAAAGACGUAUGUUAAGUAAAUUUAAUGUAAUAAAAGAAAGUUUCUUGAUGUUGUA